ACCGUCUUCGAAAUUUCCAUCAAUAUUAAUCUAUAGAUGAGAGUAGCGCGCGACGAAUGAGGACGGCAUAUAUUAUGUUUUCUGAAUCGAAAAACCUGCGAUCUGGGAAGCCUGUUCGUAUUCUAUGCUCCAACCAAAGACUCUGGGAUACGCCACUGAGCUGAUCGACUAUGAGUUCGGAGAGCGGAAAUGAAAACUGCCUUGGAUGGGCUGCAAGGGAUCCAUCGGGAAUUCUUUCGCCAUACAAAUUCAACCGCAGGUCGCUGCGAAGUGAUGAUGUCUCACUAGAAAUUACUCACUGCGGUAUCUGCUACGCGGAUUAUAUAUGGACUCGGAACAAACAUGGAGACUCGAAGUAUCCUCUGGUUCCUGGACAUGAGAUUGUUGGAUUUGUGAAAGAGGUUGGGUCUGAUGUUAAGAGCUUCAAGGUCGGAGACCGUGUUGGAGUUGGAACGUAUGUGAACUCAUGCAGGAAGUGUUCCUCCUGUGAGGAUUGGGAAGAAGUGAAUUGCGAGAAGCAAACCUUCACAUAUAAUGCUGUCGAUGAGGAUGGCACAAUCACUAAAGGAGGCUAUUCCAGUCAUAUUGUUGUUCGGGAGAGGUACUGCUAUAAGAUUCCCGAUGACUAUCCAUUGGAAUUUGCAGCUCCUUUGUUGUGUGCUGGAAUCACUGUGUAUUCUCCGAUGAUGCGCCACAAGAUGAAUCAACCAGGUAAAUCUCUUGGGGUAAUUGGAUUAGGUGGUCUUGGGCACAUGGCAGUGAAGUUUGGAAAAGCUUUCGGAUUGAAGGUGACUGUAUUUAGCACGAGCAUAUCCAAGAAGGAGGAAGCAUUGACAGAUCUUGGGGCAGACAAUUUCUUCAUCUCAUCUGACCACGACCAGAUGAAGGCCAUGGUGAAAAUGCUAGACUUCAUAAUAGACACAGCAUCAGGUGAUCACCCGUUCGAUCCUUACAUGUCCCUGCUGAAGCCUAAUGGUGUAUUCGUCCUUGUUGGGUUCCCGAGCGAAGUUAAAUUUAGCCCUGCAAGCCUCAAUAUUGGUAAGAAAACUAUUUCAGGUAGCUUAACAGGAGGGACAAGAGAGACCCAGGAAAUGUUGCACUUCUGUGCUGCUAAUAAAGUCUACCCGAAGAUAGAACUGGUACCAAUUCAAUAUGCAAACGAGGCUCUUGAGAGGCUGGCAAAGAGAGAUGUGAAGUAUCGGUUCGUAAUUGAUGUUAAAAACUCUUUAAAGUGAUUCCGUGAAGGAAUCCUUAACUUUUCGUAUUUCCUUCACACAACACCUGCUGUGCUAUGUCUCUAUAAAAUUUGGGUACUCAUAGAUAGUUAAAGACUGAAGUUUGGUUUGCUGUUUCCUUUUGGAUAUAGAGAUCAGUUUCCUGUUAUCUAGAUAGCGUUUGAUAUUAAAAAAAUGAAGAAUAUAAGAGGAAGAAUGUGUUGAUAUGGAAAAUGAGCUUUUACUUUGUUUC
Molecule: messenger RNA, 1467 nt
Organism: Punica granatum (pomegranate)
Lineage: Eukaryota; Viridiplantae; Streptophyta; Magnoliopsida; Myrtales; Lythraceae
Source: RefSeq, a predicted model, not a curated record